AUGCGAGGGGAGGCUGGUCUUGGGGAAUUUCGGCGAUCUGAAGAAACACUGACAAGGAGCGAUCUGCAGUUGGGCAGGGGCAGACGUGAUCAGAGGGAUGCUCAUGAGAUAACGUUAGUUAUGAAUCACUGA
This is a messenger RNA of Anisakis simplex (herring worm), 132 nucleotides long. Lineage: Eukaryota; Metazoa; Nematoda; Chromadorea; Rhabditida; Anisakidae. The record is from the annotation of a GenBank genome assembly.